AUGCUUUUUAAAAAAGUUUUGAAUGACGAUGUCGAUUACUGGAGGAGGCUUAAUACAGAAUGUGGAAUACGUGGGAUAUUUUUUUUUUUCGAAGAAAUUCAAGAUGCGUUAACGCACCACUUGGAGCCAAGCCAGUCAACUGAUUCAAAUCGUUUCAAAGCACAGUUAGAUAAAAGAAAUUUUCCUGGAAAAGGGUUUCUGGAAAAAUUAAUCUUCUAUUCAGAAUGGCUUAUUCAGGAUAAGUCAAAGAAAAAUUUUAAGAUUGAUGAGACCAUAAAAAAUGAGAGUUCUCUUGCUGAAUGGUUAACAAAAGCUGUGGUAGACCUUAUUUCAUUUUAUCUUAAUGAGGAAUUGGUUAUUAGCACCUUGUUAGAUUGGAUUGAAAAAUAUCCAUCACAUUAG
This is a messenger RNA of Funneliformis caledonium, 402 nucleotides long. The record is from the annotation of a GenBank genome assembly. NCBI's taxonomy places the organism in Eukaryota, Fungi, Glomeromycota, Glomeromycetes, Glomerales, Glomeraceae.